Mya arenaria is the source of this 629-nucleotide messenger RNA. RefSeq lists its product as uncharacterized. The record is from RefSeq and is a predicted model, not a curated record. The coding region runs from base 67 to 615 and encodes 182 amino acids. Lineage: Eukaryota; Metazoa; Mollusca; Bivalvia; Myida; Myidae. Gene Ontology annotation, cellular component: nucleus. The transcript has 6 exons.
GAAAGUAGUGAAACGUCACUUCCGUUAUCAAUAUUGUCGUAUGUCAACAUUGAACCAGAUAUACAAAUGGCAAUGAAAAGAGAUCGUCAAACGAAUUGGAGCAUGGACGAGGAGUCGACUUUAGUCGACUUCUGCGUAAAUAAUUACUCGUUUUUGUAUGGGGGACUUGGCCCUACCGUUACAAAGCAAGGGCGCCAUACAAAAUGGGAAGAAUUGCGUGAAGAGAUCAGUGCAGUAGGGCCGGGGAGGACUAUUGAUCAGUUAAAAAAGAAGUGGACGGAUUUAAAGUCUGCAGCAAAGAAGAACGAGAUAAAGCGGAGGCAUUUUGCUGCCGGGACAGGUGGGGGUCCUGCGCCCCAAGAGCCAACUGAUGUAGAGAUGAAGAUCCCGAGUGUAAUCCCCGAGGAAAUGGUAACAGGGGUUGCUGGUGGAGUGGAUGUUUUCGAAGACUCAUGCAAGCCUCAUGCUGUCAAAAAGUAUAGGCCAUCUGAGCCGUCAGGGUCAACUUUCACCGCCAACAGUUCAACGCAUCAUGACAUAAGUAUCAGUGAGGAAGAGGUCAAUGGCAAAGAAGACAGUAACACAGGUUAUUUUGAUAAGUCAACAUUUUUUUAAUAAGUAAUGCUGGG